Bactrocera tryoni is the source of this 5620-nucleotide messenger RNA. RefSeq names its product myosin heavy chain 95F (gene jar). Gene Ontology annotation, biological process: endocytosis; vesicle transport along actin filament; actin filament organization. The record is from RefSeq and is a predicted model, not a curated record. The transcript is spliced from 22 exons. Lineage: Eukaryota; Metazoa; Arthropoda; Insecta; Diptera; Tephritidae. Gene Ontology annotation, cellular component: actin cytoskeleton; cytoplasm; myosin complex. The coding region runs from base 704 to 4525 and encodes 1273 amino acids. Gene Ontology annotation, molecular function: microfilament motor activity; actin filament binding; ATP binding.
UCUCUAAGGGCGGACGCAACACACCCUGAAUUGAAUAAAAUCCUAGCUAAACAUUUAACGUCAAUGUGAAUCGGUGUCAGUGCAAUUCGUGACGUCGACAAGCUCGAAGCCCAUAAUACAUACAGCAACUACACGAACACCGAAGACGAACUCGGAACGCGAACAAACAAACAGUGAACUAUGCACUGAGCAAAGUAUUUAACUCGGUUACUGGCUAAAUGCAGCAGGAAGCCUAGCAAAUUACAGUAAUAAUAACGACUCUUAACCAUUCAUAUGUGAACUUGCAACACCGCCAAUGGCUACUGGAAAAUCAUACAAAAUGUUUACACGAGCAGAAUUUUCGUAAAUAUCCACAGUCGUGUGAUUUCCACACACACACACACACACACGGGUGUGUAGCGAGCUUUAACGUUCAAACUGUACUUUGCGCGAAGUGCACGAGCGCGCAGUGAUGCACAGCACGACAUCAUAAGCCAUAUGCAAAUUUGUUAGAAACAAAUAAAUAAAAGGUGUCGUUUGCGCCCGCACACGUUUGCCGCCCACAAGCUAAUUAGAAAGUGAAACAUCCAUAGUUUUAAUAGAGUGAGUUUUUUGCGAUCUUUAGCGGACGCUCUGUAUACGUAUGUGUAUGUGUUGUGACGCGACUUGAACUCGAUACUCCUCACUCAUUGCGACGAUUAAUUAGUAAUUUAUUUGCGCUAUAAUGGAUUUCUAUACGAAGACAGAACGUCGCAACGACAAAGAUGGUGUGCGCAAAAUGGACACACAAUUGGUGUGGGCACGCGAUCCAGUCGAGGGCUAUAUACAGUGUCGCAUCUCGGAGAUCGGUGCUAAGGAGUUCGAGGUGGAACCAGUUGAUCGGAAAUAUCCAAAGCGCUCCUGUCACGUCGACGAUAUAUUUUCAUCGUGCGAUGGGCCUCAAGAUCAUGAUGACAAUUGUGAACUUAUGCUGCUGAAUGAAGCAACUUUUUUGGAUAAUUUAAAAACACGUUACUAUAAAGACAAAAUAUAUACUUAUGUGGCCAACAUACUAAUUGCUGUGAAUCCCUAUCGUGAAAUCAGUGAUCUCUACUCAUCCGCUACAAUCAAGAAGUAUACUGGACGUUCCUUGGGCGAGCUGCCGCCACAUGUAUUUGCGAUAGCUGAUAAGGCCAUACGCGAUAUGCGCGUACUCAAAUCGUCACAAUCAAUUAUCGUAUCUGGCGAAUCGGGCGCUGGCAAAACAGAAUCUACCAAGUAUCUACUGAAGUAUUUGUGUCAUUCCAGCGACAGUGCCGGACCAAUCGAACAAAAAAUUUUAGAUGCCAAUCCCGUGCUGGAGGCUUUUGGUAAUGCGAAAACUACGCGCAACAACAACUCUUCGCGUUUCGGCAAGUUCAUUGAAGUGCACUAUGAUGGCAAGUGUCAAGUGGUUGGCGGCUAUAUUUCCCACUAUUUGCUGGAGAAGAGUCGCAUAUGCACACAGAGUUCAGAGGAGCGCAACUAUCAUGUAUUCUACAUGUUGCUUGCAGGUGCGCCGCAACAGCUGCGCGAUAAGCUUAAUUUAGGCAAGCCGGAUGAUUAUCGGUAUCUCUCCGGUUGUACACAGUAUUUUGCCAAUGCCAAAACGGAACAACUGAUUCCUGCUGCUCAAAAAUCCACAAACCAUGUGAAGAAAGGACCGCUUAAGGAUCCCAUAAUAGACGAUUACAAUCAUUUCCAAAAUCUCGACCGCGCUUUGGGUCGCUUGGGCUUGAGCGAAGUGAAUAAGCUAGAAAUAUAUUCAUUAGUGGCUGCCGUCUUGCAUUUGGGAAAUAUUGCCUUUGAAGAGAUUCCGGACGAUGCACGGGGUGGUUGUCAAGUGUCGGAAACUUCGGAGAAAUCGCUAACCAUCACAUCGAAACUGCUGGGUGUGGACCCUUCAGAACUGAGACAAGCGCUAGUAUCGCGUGUGAUGCAGAGCAAGGGUGGCGGCUUUAAGGGCACAGUAAUUAUGGUACCCUUGAAAAUUUACGAGGCCAGCAAUGCGCGUGAUGCACUUGCCAAAGCAAUCUACAGUCGGCUCUUUGAUCGCAUUGUAGCUUUAAUUAAUCAAAGCAUUCCCUUCCAAGCCUCCAACUUCUACAUUGGCGUCUUGGAUAUCGCUGGUUUUGAAUACUUCACUGUGAAUUCGUUCGAGCAAUUCUGCAUCAAUUAUUGCAAUGAGAAAUUACAAAAAUUCUUCAACGACAAUAUUCUGAAGAACGAGCAAGAGCUGUACAAGAGUGAGGGUUUAAAUGUGCCGGAAAUCACAUUCACCGAUAAUCAGGAUAUAAUCGAUUUAAUCGAAGCGAAGUCAAAUGGCAUUUAUACACUGUUGGAUGAGGAGUCGAAGCUGCCGAAGCCGUCAGCACAGCACUUCACGGCCGAGGUGCACAAGGCGUGGUCAAAUCAUUUCCGUUUGGGUUUGCCGCGUUCAUCGCGCUUGAAGGCGCAUCGCACGCUGAGGGAUGAGGAUGGGUUCCUGGUGCGCCACUUUGCUGGCGCCGUCUGCUACAAUACGGAACAAUUUAUUGAGAAAAACAACGAUGCUUUACAUGCUUCUCUCGAGGGUUUGGUGCAGGAGUGCGAGAACCCGCUGUUAAAAACUCUAUUUCCAUCGGGCAGUAAUACAGCAUUACGUGGAAAACUGAAUUUCAUUUCCGUUGGCUCGAAAUUCAAAACACAACUCGCCGAGUUAAUGGAGAAAUUAGAGAAGAAUGGAACUAAUUUCAUACGUUGCAUUAAGCCAAACAGCAAAAUGAUCGAUCGUGACUUCGAGGGUGGUCUAGCUUUGGCACAACUCAAAUGCUCUGGCACCAUUUCAGUGCUAGAGCUAAUGGAGCACGGUUAUCCGUCGCGCGUACAGUUCGCCGAUCUGUACAACAUGUAUAAAUCGGUUUUACCGCCCGAGUUAGCCAAGUUGCCGCCACGCACUUUUUGCGAAGCCAUGUUGCAAUCACUCAACCUCAGCUCAAAGGAUUUCAAAUUUGGUGUCAAGAAGGUAUUUUUCCGCCCUGGAAAGUUCGUUGAAUUCGAUCGCAUUAUGAAAUCGGACCCUGAAAAUCUGUUGGCGAUCGUGGCCAAGGUGAAGAAAUGGUUGAUACGUUCACGUUGGGUAAAAUCAACGCUCGGCGCGGUGUGUGUGAUCAAACUGCGUAAUCGUAUCAAGUAUCGCAACAAUUGCGUUUUGCUCAUACAACGCACUGUGCGUGGUUAUUUGGCGCGCAAACAGCAUCGUCCGCGUUACCAAGGCAUUGCGAAGAUCAACAAAGUCCGCUUUAAUGCGCAAAAGACUAUUGAAAUUGCUGGUGGAUUGAAGAAGGGUCGCGAUGAGUUUAUAAACGAAGUGAAUGGUAUAAAUCGUCAAGUUGACGAAGCCAUAAAAACAAUCAAGACAAACGAGAAAAUAUCUUCAAGAGAAAUCGAUGGUCUCUUCACCAUCGUUAUGGCCAAUAUGAAUAAGCUCACUGUGGACUUGAACACUAAGUUAAAGGAACAAAAGCAAGCAGAGGAGCAGGAACGUCUGCGCAAAAUACAGGAAGCGCUGGAGGCAGAACGACGCGCCAAGGAGGAGGAGGAGCGAAAGAAACUUGAAGACGAAGAAAACAAACGACUCAAAGCUGAGAUGGAGUCGCGCCGAAAGGCUGAGGAGCUUCAACGGCUUAGACAAGAGGAGGAAGAUCGCCGGGCAGCGUUGGCGUUACAAGCACAACUGGAGAAGGAAGCACAAGACGACGCCAAGUACAGGCAGCAAUUGGAGCAGGAGCGUCGUGACCAUGAAUUGGCGUUGCGUUUGGCCAACGAAACGAAUGGCAUGGUUGAGGACAGUCCACCGGUUAUACGCAAUGGUCAAAGUGAUGUGUCGCCCAUGGCUCCCAACAAACUUAUCAGUUUUACGCGAGGUGUUACAACGUUUGCAUCUCGAUAUUUCAAUAAAUCUGAAAACGUCCGCGCUCAACAACAGGCGUUAGGUAAGCAGAAAUACGAUUUGUCGAAAUGGAAAUACUCGGAGUUACGUGAUGCUAUCAACACAUCCUGUGAUAUUGAGUUGCUCGAAGCUUGUCGUCAAGAGUUCCAUCGUCGCUUGAAGGUCUAUCACGCCUGGAAGGCAAAGAAUCGCAAACGCACCACCAUGGAGGAGAACGAACGCGCACCGAAGAGUGUCAUGGAAGCAGCUUACAAGGCACCACCAUUGGCCCAUCCGAAACAGGAAAUCACUACUGCCCAACACCGUUACUUCCGUAUACCAUUCAUGCGCGCGAACGCGCCUGAAAACACUAAACGUGGCCUCUGGUACGCACACUUCGAUGGACAAUGGAUAGCGCGGCAAAUGGAGUUGCAUGCCGACAAGCCGCCCAUACUGCUGGUGGCAGGCGUGGAUGACAUGCAAAUGUGCGAACUUAGCCUGGAGGAGACCGGUUUGACGCGUAAACGCGGCGCUGAAAUUUUAGACCAUGAAUUUAAUCGCGAAUGGGAACGUAACGGCGGCAAACCAUAUAAAAAUCUGGGUGCUAAUAAUAACUAAAAUAUAACUAGGAAUGUCUCCAACGCCGUACACUGAUACGCGCAGGGAAGUAAGGCAAAGAAAUAUGUGGACUAAUUGAAAACAGUUUAUAAGCGUCAACUAUUAAGUUGAUAUGAUUGAGUAAAUCAAAAGUAGUAAUUAAAUAAAUUAUUACAGAAAUUGUAUGUGUAUUUUUGCAAAACGAUUUUUUAAUAAUCAAACAAAAGAACCGUCAGUCAAUGUGCUUUCAAUGUGUCUACAAGAGCAAGGGAAAUAUAUGUAGCAGUAAUGUUAGCAUUAGAUUUGGGAAAAAGCUUGUUCUUAUCAAAUCAAAAAAUCUAUUAUUAUUAUAGUAUUGUAUGCGUUGCAUGAAAUUAUCAUUUUCAAUGUUUUGCGAAAGAAACGUUUUGUAUUUAAUGCAAAGGAAGUAUCGGAACAACAUUUUUUAGUUUUUGCAAAAAUUAAUUACAAUACUAAAAUAAAAUUAAAAUUUUGCAGAAGUAAGAAAUGAAAGGUGUCCUCAAAUAUGCAACCACAAUAAAAGAAGUAUUUUACAACAAUAAUACUAACAAUUUUUGCGCAGUAUUGAAAAACUUUCGAAAAACUUCGUUGAAAACAUAACUGAGUUAGCUAGAAAUUUAAUGUAUGAAUCACUAUUUAAAGCAAAUUUAUUAAAUCAAAUAUAUAUUAAAAAAUUGAAAUUGCAAAUGCAUUUUACUCAAAUUCGAUUCCUAACUGUAUAAAUGUACUCUAAUUCAAUACCAAUUAAAUUCUAUAAAAUUUCUGUGUCUACAGCCUCAAUACCACAAGUACUAUAAACCUACAUACGCAAUCUACAGAUUCAUAAUUCAGAAAAUUAAAUAAAUUGAUGUGAUUAAUCUUGUUUGUGUACGGCAUGAGUAUACUUAUUGGCAUACAAACAUGGAAAAUAAGUCUUAUGAGCUAUUUGUUUAUUUUACUAACUAACAGUAUACAGAAACUACUAUGUCUUGUUAUGAUUAGCAAAAGUAGAUUGAAGAAAUUAAACAUUAAGAAUGUCUAUUUAUAAUUUUAUCUAUACAAACCGAUAUCUAACAUGAAUAGUAUCUAUGGCAAAUAAAUACUUUAUACAUGAAA